GCGUCCUCUGCAACCAUGUCUGACAAACCUGAUAUGGCUGAGAUUGAGAAAUUCAAUAAUUCAAAAUUGAAGAAGACAGAAACGCAAGAGAAAAAUCCACUGCCUUCAAAAGAAACGAUUGAACAGGAGAAGCAAGCAGGCGAAUCCUAAUGAGGCACUGUAUGUUCCACAAGCCUUGCCUUCUUAUUUUACUUCUUUUAGCUGUUUAACUUUGUAAGAUGCAAAAAGGUUGGAUCAGUUUAAGUGACUGUGCUGCCCCUUUUCACGUCAGAACUACUGACAACAAAGGCCGCACCUGCCACUCCCAUCUGCCUGGCUGGCUGGCUGGGAAGGGGGACAGCUUGCAUGUUGGGGAAGGAACGAGCUGGGUGGGACGAGGGUGAAAUCUAGAGUUAAAACCAAGCUGGUCCAAGGGGUCCGGCAGGCUGUAAAAUGCAGUUUAAUCAGAGUGCCAUUUUUUUGUUGUUCAAAUGAUUUUAAUUAUUGGAAUGCACAAUUUUUUAAUAUGCAAAUAAAAAGUUUUAAAA
This is a messenger RNA of Myotis davidii, 527 nucleotides long. Its product is annotated as thymosin beta-4. Bases 16 to 150 code for a protein of 44 amino acids. The transcript has a single exon. Gene Ontology annotation, cellular component: cytoplasm. The record is from RefSeq and is a predicted model, not a curated record. Gene Ontology annotation, molecular function: actin monomer binding. Gene Ontology annotation, biological process: actin filament organization; regulation of cell migration. Lineage: Eukaryota; Metazoa; Chordata; Mammalia; Chiroptera; Vespertilionidae.